This is a messenger RNA of Acaulospora colombiana, 1026 nucleotides long. The record is from the annotation of a GenBank genome assembly. Lineage: Eukaryota; Fungi; Glomeromycota; Glomeromycetes; Diversisporales; Acaulosporaceae.
CACCAAACUUCACCAUCAACCCUGAUAAACUAUACUUCUUCCUUAACCACUGAUUCUUUUAUCUCCGACUACAUUCCUCCACAUCCCUUUACCCUUCCUAACGGAAUCUCGCCCCAUCAAAAAUUGACAAUUCCUUUUUAUCGUAUAGGAAAAUGGAUAAUUUCCCAAAACGAUGAAGAGUCCUCCUACUUGGUUGCCUUACACAAGAAAUCCAAACACAUCGGAGUGGAAACUUAUUUCUUGUCAAAAGAACGACAGGAGCUCCUGGAACCAAGCGUGAAAGCGAAAGACGUAUUGGUUUCCCCCACGACGGGAAUUUUUGAUUCACAUGCAUUUAUGUCAUGGUUGGAAUGGGUGUUCCAAGACAGAGGUGGUGAUUUGGUAUUAAACUCGGAGGUUACUAACAUUUAUAGAGGAAAUUUUGGUAGCGGGGAUGGGUACGUUGUAGAAAUUAUUGAUACUGAUUCUGUAACUCAAUUCUCUACAAAUUCAUCUUCAAAGACACAAAAAACGCGUAUAUUCUCUCCAGUGGUUGUAAAUACAGCAGGACUCUACUCUGACCGGAUAGCUAAUAUGUUGCUGCCACCAGAAUAUCAUUACAAACUUAGUUACGUUAAAGGUCAUUAUUAUGGUUACCGGGGUGGCGAAGCAUUAAAAGUAAAACACCUCCUUUACCCAGUACCACCAAGAAAUCUGAGAUCUCUAGGAAUACACCUUACAUUGGACCUCAAUGGCAAAAUUAGAUUUGGACCUGACGUGUUGUAUGUCGACACUCCUAACGAUUAUGGAAUGAAUGACAAGAGAGAAAACAUCUUUUUCGAAGCCGUUAGGAAUUAUUUACCUAAUAUUAGAAAAGAAGGACUGUAUGCUGAUUAUGCAGGGAUCAGGUCUAGUGAACCUUUUAAAGAUUUUGUAAUUAAAGAAGAAAUUGAACGUGGAUUGAAGGGGUUUGUGAAUUUGACGGGAAUUGAAAGUCCGGGUUUAACUUCUUCACUGGCAAUUGCGGAAAUGGUGGAUAUUAUGCUA